Molecule: messenger RNA, 918 nt
Organism: Rotaria socialis
Lineage: Eukaryota; Metazoa; Rotifera; Eurotatoria; Philodinida; Philodinidae
Source: the annotation of a GenBank genome assembly
AUGGCCACAAAUUAUUCCAUUUCAUCAAUACCUAAUUGGGCUUUAAAUGCAAUGUCUUGUGGUUCUAACGACUCAUUUCUUUUAGUAAAUAUUUUUCCAAUUGGUAUAGCUGAUAAUUUUUUUUCAAAAUUACGUGAUGAAGUAAACUGGAAUGAAAUGAAACAGAAAGGUGGACGUGUGCCACGUGAUAUCUCUAUUCAAGGUGCCCUACAUAUUGAAGAUAAAGAUGAAUAUGAACCACUUUAUCGUCAUCCAGCCGAUGAGCAACCUGAACUUGUACCGUGGACGCCAACAGCGUUAAUUAUAAAACAAAGAAUUGAAGAAAUUAUGGAGCAAAACUUAAAUCAUGCUUUAGUACAAUAUUAUCGCAAUGGAAAAGAUUUUAUUGGUGAACAUUCUGAUAAAACAUUAGAUGUAUUAAUUGAUUCAAAUAUACUUAAUUAUAGUUUAGGUGCCACUCGAACUAUGAUUCUCAAACAUAAAACUCAAAGUGGCUUAAAACAACGUUUUAAAUUACCUCAUAAUUCAUUAUUUGUAUUAGGUUGGAGAACCAAUCGUGAAUGGUUUCAUUCAAUUAAACAAGAUAAUCGAUUAGAUAUGGAUAAAGAUACGGAUGAAUUAGCUUUUUCUAGUCAACGUAUAUCAUUAACAUUUCGCACGAUUGCUACUUUUCGUAAUCGUCGAACAGGAAAAUUAUAUGGACAAGGUGCACGUUGUAAAACAAAACAUCAAUUAGAAGAAGAAGAAGAAGAAGAAGAAUUAGAAUUUGAUCAUGACGAAGAAAAUAUGUUACAUGCAUUUAGUGCUGAAAAUAAGCAAUCGUCUGAUUUUGAUUGGAAUCAUUAUUAUGGAAAUGGAUUUAAUGCAAUAAAUUUUAAAGUUUUAAACUCUGUUUUUUUAAUGAAGAAAAAAAACUGA